[Torrubiella] hemipterigena is the source of this 729-nucleotide messenger RNA. The record is from the annotation of a GenBank genome assembly. Lineage: Eukaryota; Fungi; Ascomycota; Sordariomycetes; Hypocreales; Clavicipitaceae.
AUGCCUUCAUCCGCUCCUGGUGCUAGCUCCCGCGGCCGCGGCGGCAAGUUUAAGAAGUAUACAAGAGGAGGUGGCAGAAGCUUCUCCCGCGACCUUCAACCGGCCGACGAAGAUGGCAACAAAGUAAGCAUGUGGAGCGAGGACGCCAACAACAACAUCGACGAAGACUCAGAAGAGGACUCGGACGAGGACUCUGAGGAGGACUCUGAUGAGGAGGAGAAGGCAGAAGCGAGCCGUGAGGACCGCAAGGCCCAGAAGAAGGCCCGCAAAGAAGCCGCCAUUGCCAAGACGAAAGCAAAGACCGUCGAGGUCGGCGACUUGCCCUCAAGCGACGAGGAUAGCGACGAUGACGAUAUGCCCGCCAACCCUAACCACUCCAAGGCUUCCCGUAACCAGGCUGGCAAGGCUGGCGGAGUAGACGCCAUUACUGCGGGUGUCGCAAACAUGAAGGCCCCUGGUAACCGCAAAGAGCGAGAGGCUCUGGAGGCACAGGCUGCCAAGGAGAGAUACCUGAAGCUCCAGGGUGAGGGCAAGACCGAUCAGGCCAAGGCUGAUUUGGCCCGUCUUAAGCUCAUCCGCGAGCAGCGCGAGGCCGAGUCUGCUAGACGUCAAGCUGAGAAGGAAGAGAAGGACGCCCAGGAUAAGGCCCGCGCCGCCGAGAUUGAGGCCCGUGAAGCCAAGUUGCGUGCAGCAGCGGCGGCCGCUCCUAAGAAAUCUAAGAAGAAAUAA